AUGGAAGUAGCUAUUCCUUUAGAAUCAGUGGUAUCAGAUGCAUUACAUCAGCUCUAUAAUCCGCUAAGUUUGCCACGCGUACGAAGACAUGCUGAUUCUAUAUUACAGCAAUUUCAGCGCUCACCUGAUGCUGUACAGACGGCCUUAGCUAUUCUACAAGCGCCACUAGUUGACACACAAAAUACUGAAUAUAAUGUGCUAUUACGAGCUAAACGGGCCUUUGCAGCAUCGACCAUUUACUUUAUAGUAUCGUCAUACAUUUGCAAGUAUAAGAUCGAUGACUUGGCCAACUGGACAUUAGAAGAUCAAGCUCAACACGAGCGUCUUGUAAAGGAAUUUGGUUUAAUGGCUCAGAAAGUCUGGAAUCUAUUGACAGAGCCAAAUGGAAUUCAAGAUGACCUAGCUGUACAGACUUAUCUAGCACUUACCAUUGCAGUUAUCUUGCUGCGCUUCCAUGAAUCACGUGAUGGUACUACUGUGGUUGAUGCUGUGGAAUGGCUUGUUCAAAACCAAAAGCAUGAGGGUAAUGAUAGUGUGCCAUCUAUUCUGACAAAUUAUGCCGUACUGCUUACACUAAAGGUACUUCCGGAGGAAAUUGACAAUCAACGCGUCAAAAUCUCCAAGGCUAAGCGCGCACAGUGUGAAGACAUGGUGCAGGAAUGUGCAGCACACGUUGUGCGUACUGUUCUUCCAUCGAUUGCUGCUGCUAUGGAUGCAAGCCAAGAUCAAUUACAAUGGCGAGGUCUAUUGUUACAAACUUUCGCAAGCUGGGUAGAACAUGGCUCAGUGCCCCCGUUAGUUCUCAUUGAGAGUGGGCUGUUGGAUCGAUGUUUUCGUGAAACGUUAGAACCAGCUUCUUCCGUGUACGCAUUGCAGGGCAUUUGCGAAGUAGUGCGUGCUUGUCGCCAUAAUGAACAUGUGGAGCUGAUGGAACUUAUAAUGCACAAUUUUGUGGUGCUAAGAAAGCACAUACAAGAGCACAUGGCAGCAUCCGAAACAAGCGUAGAUUUUUGUCUUGUCGACUGUGCGAGAUCGAUAUCUGAUUGCGGGCAAGCCUUCAUUAUGUAUUUUGUAGAUUACACGCUGGAUAUGCGUCCUGGUUCUUUGGUGUAUGAAUUCCUGGACGCUGUGCUUUUUUUCACGUCGCUGAAUAAUCUCGAUGUUUCUAACGAGACAAUGGAUUUUUGGAUUCGAUUUCGCACUUACAUUUCUGGCAAGCACGAAGAGCGCAUGUACGUGUUUGAAUCAUUCAUCUCCCGUUUGCUGGUUAUUCUGGUUGAGCGAACCCGGUAUCCCGAAGGGUUCAAAUCGUUCCCGGAACCUGCAAAGGAACGCUUUUCUGUAUACCGAAGCGAAGUACGCAAUGUUUUCCGCGCACUUGCUACAGUCUCAAUCGCCAGCGAAGAUAGUUUUAUUGUAGAUACUAUUUACGCAAUCUUCCACCAGUAUGAAGCCGCCGAUUUGGGAGUCCCGUUGUCACCAAAUUGGUGGCAAAUCACAGAAGUAUAUGUCCAUGCUCUUAGUGCGUUAUCAAAAUCGAUUCGGGAGGAAGACACAUAUCUUGUGCCAAGACUGUUCGAGUAUUUGUCGCGAAAGGAGCCCUCUCACCGCGAAUUGACGCGCACAAUAACCAUUUUUCUUGGUGUGACCAGCCACUGGUUUGCAAAACAUCCUGUCUGCUUGUCAACCUACGCGUUCAAUAUUAUUUCCAAUGGCUUUGAAUAUUUUCAGGACGAUCUUGGAAUUCCAUCAAGUCAUUACAACCUAGACGAUCAUGUAGGUGCCGUGGCAUUGCGUAAGCUGACGCUUCGGUGCGGCUUACACUUUUUUACUCCGCAAUGGAUGGAUGCACUGGUGAGCCUGUAUCGCUCAAAUAUUGCAGCAGCAGGUGGGAUGAGCAAAUGUUUGACGAGACACAGCGCAAUGCUUGUUGUGGAUUCAAUCUGCAAUGUUCUCGCCACAGUAACGUACAAGGAUGCUCUACCGGUGGUGGACGAACUUGGUGCCAUCAUGUUUGCGGACCUUGCAUCGCGCUCUAGCCAGCUAAGUGCGAACGAUGACGGCUCAGUCAAGUUUUUGUGCGAGAUGCUCAGCCACCUCAGCGUGUUGGCUACAAAGGUUCCAGUGCAGAUUGAUGAAGAGACCCCACACCCUGUUUUCUGUAUGUUGCAAAAGCACUGGAGGGUGCUGGAGUGUAUAUUACGCGUAUACGGCUGCUGUGCAGUAGUGGCUGAACGGUUGUGUGCUCUAUUAGUAGGCGUUUUUGAGUCUUUGCGAUCCCAAGCAUUGGAGAUAGCAUCUGCAAUCAUGCCAUCAUUGCUGGAUCAAUUUUUGCGGAGCCAUGACGGUAGUUACCUUGGUGUGGUCAAAAGUCUCGUGCGUUGCACUGGCGAUGACGAGGCUACGGCUGUUAGUUUAACUCGCGUGAUGGUUAUUGUGAGUGAUAGCUCAAUUAGCAAGAUUGCGGCAGAUGGGAGCGUUGAUGAACACGCAGGGCUCACAAUUGCGCUGUUUUCUUUGGUAGCAACCUGCGGCAUGCACCAUCCAUCAAUUUUAGUCGAGUCAAACCAGUUGGAGGGUGUAGUGGCACUAGCAUUACAUGCGUUGAAGUCGCAGAACCCUGAAGUCGGAGCUGCUACUCUCGACUUUCUGCUGGAGCUGGGCUCGCUAUUUGGCCAGAUCCUUCGCACUCCAGAGCAUUUGCUUCAGAGUUCUGAAUUUGCUGGCAAGGUCCUGCUUCACCAGCAAAUCCAGACGCUGUUUUAUGAAAAGGACGUUCAGUAUCGUGUGCUCUUCGCUCUGUUCAUUGCUGCUGCAGGGGGCAUGCCGUCCAAUUUGAUGACAAAGAUAGUAGAGGUUAUACGAUCUUGCUGGAUCUAUUUCGGCCGACAACAUAGCGAAGCGCUUAUUCAUCGGCUUCUAUCUGACACCAAUUUUGUGGGAUCACAAGUUAACAAGCGUGCGCAAACUGAGUUCCUCACCUUCAUUUCCACACCAAUUUGUGUAGAAAACCCGCGCAAGUUGAAGCGAGUACUGAACGCGUUCUGUGGUCAUUUCAAGUGUAAUCUCGGCGGAAGUGCGAAGGAAGAUGCAAUGCCUUUGUAA
Molecule: messenger RNA, 3105 nt
Organism: Peronospora belbahrii
Lineage: Eukaryota; Oomycota; Peronosporomycetes; Peronosporales; Peronosporaceae
Source: the annotation of a GenBank genome assembly